Molecule: messenger RNA, 2419 nt
Organism: Acanthopagrus latus (yellowfin seabream)
Lineage: Eukaryota; Metazoa; Chordata; Actinopteri; Spariformes; Sparidae
Gene: heca
Product: hdc homolog, cell cycle regulator
Exons: 5
Coding region: 319-2034 (571 amino acids)
Source: RefSeq, a predicted model, not a curated record
GGGGUCCUGUGACGUCGGUGGGUGGAAGAAAACAGCGGAGCAGGAAUCAAAACAAGAGACGGACACGCCUUCGUUCUUAAAGGUUAUAGCAGCUUAUUCCUCUUAACUGGUGCUGUCAGGGCUGCACGAAGCCUGCCUGUCGGUGCACGAGGACAGCCAAGCAACAACAACAACAACAACAACAACAACAACAACAACACAAAGAGAGAAGCACUGCAAACACACUGCAGACAUGGAGUCCACAGAAAUGUCACACAGCGUUGACAGCAGCCGCUGAUAGAGGUCGACAAUAUAACACUGACAUCCGAAUCCAGUACAAUGCCCAACCAGAAGAACAACAAGGGAAAGAAAAGCAAACGCACCAACAGUAGCGGAGAUGAGCAGGAAAAUGGAGCCUGUGCGGCCGCAACAGGAGGCGCGGCCGCGGCUGCUGCUGCACCCAGAAACGAGCGCUCGAGUGAUCCAGAGGGCCAGUGUGCGACCCCCCUCGGCUGCAGCCUGGCCCGUCCCAUCGACCUGGAGAAGGACGACUACCAGCGGGUGCUUUGCAACAACGAGCUCUGCCCGUACGGCAACUGGAUGCACCUGCAGUGCUUCUACGAGUGGGAGAGCUCCAUCCUCGUCCAGUUCAACUGCAUCGGGCGAGCGCGGUCCUGGAACGAGAAGCAGUGCCGGCAGAACAUGUGGACCAAGAAGGGCUACGACCUGGCCUUCAGGUUCUGCUCCUGCCGAUGCGGCCAGGGCCAUCUAAAGAAAGACACCGACUGGUAUCAGGUGAAACGCAUGCAGGACGAGCGCAAGAAGAAGCCGCCGGAGAGGAGCGCGGGCAGGAACGGGGCCGCUGGGGGGGCCGUAGGGGCCGGGGACGGGCUUUGCGAGGAGCCCAAGAAAAGCAAGCUACCAGGAGGAGCAGUAGGUGGAGGUAAACUGUCCCACAGAGCCUCCAGUCAGGAGUUACCUCGGAGACAAUCAGUGGACCGUCAGAACUCUUCAGAGAGGGGAGCAGCAGGAGGAGCAUUUGCUGCAGGAGGGCCCUUCGGUCUGGGGCCCCCUCAGAAGUCUCCCUGUGACUCUCCUGGGCAGUCUCCUCCAACUGGUUUCCCUUUCUCCCCCACCGCUGCCCUCGGACCAGGAGGCGGAGGAGCAGGACUACGAGGCUCCCGUCCGCUCGGAGAGUUCCUCAAAUCAGCCGUCCACAUGGACCCGCAGAGGAAGCACCUCCUGAUCGGGGGCGCUCUGGGUCGGGGCGGCGGCUGCUCGAUGGGGGCCCCCGGCGGCGGGGCUCACCUCGACUCGGGGUCCGUCCUCCCCCUGCCGCUGUCCUUCGCCCUCCCGCUCCACCACCGGCUCACCUCCGGCAGCGUGGGCGACGGCACCCACACUCACCCAGUGCAGUUCCUGAGGAGGCUGGACCUCUCGGAGCUCCUCACCCACAUACCUCGACACAAACUCAACACCUACCACGUCCGCAUGGAGGACGACGCCCAGGCAGGCCAGGGAGAGGAGCUGCGCAGGUUUAUUCUGUCAGCCCUCAGCGCGAGCCAGAGGAACGUGGUCAACUGCGCGCUGUGCCACCGAGCGCUGCCCGUGUUCGAACAGUUCCCCCUGGUGGACGGGACUUUGUUUCUCAGCCCCUCGCGCCACGACGAGAUCGAGUACGACGUCCCCUGCCACCUCCAAGGUCAGAGCGGGUUUGAAGAUCAUGGCAUGAGAAGCAGGUUAAUGCACCUGUACGCCAUCUGUGUGGACUGUUUAGAAGGCGUCCACAAGAUCGUCUGCAUCAAGUGCAAGUCACGCUGGGACGGGAGCUGGCACCAGCUGGGCACCAUGUACACCUACGAUAUACUGGCCGCGUCCCCGUGUUGCCAGGCUCGUCUCAACUGUAAACACUGCGGGAAGCCGGUGGUGGACGUUCGAGUCGGGAUGCAGUAUUUCUCCGAGUACAGCAACGUCCAGCAGUGCCCUCACUGCGGCAACCUGGACUAUCACUUUGUUAAACCUUUCUCCUCCUACAAAGUACUCGAGGCAUAUUGACAAAUGCUGUUCAUGCAUGUUAGUUCAGCUGCUUUUGUUUCAUUUUUUUUUUCUAACACAAUCUAGGAAAGAUUUUUAUUUUUUUUUGGGCCUUAAGGUGGUUUGAUGUUUUUAAGUUCUCUCUUUUUUUUUAAUUUCUUUCUUUUUUUUUUUUUUUUAUGUAUAGGAAAAGAUUGACUUUCGUUUCUUAAAUGAAAAGCUCCAGGACAGUAUCUCUGCUGUUGAAAGAGAAAGGGGUUGAUAAAGUGUGGGGACUGACACUUGAGUCAAACAAACACGUUUAUCUGUGACAAAGUGAAUGUAUCUGUACGCCAAAUUUGCUUUUAUUUUUUAUUUUUUACAGACAACAUAAAAGAUGAAUCUUGAAUAAAGCAGAGAAAAAAUA